Messenger RNA from Effrenium voratum, 2007 nucleotides. The record is from the annotation of a GenBank genome assembly. Lineage: Eukaryota; Dinophyceae; Suessiales; Symbiodiniaceae.
AUGGGCCAGGCCGCUGGCAGCGUGUCCGCCGCCACGGAGGCCGCGCUGGCGCGGCUCCGGGGCAACGAGGAGGAGGAGGACAGCGGAUGUUGCUCGGUCGACAAGAGCCGGCCCAAGCGCGAGCCGCUGAAAACCACCCGGGUGGUGACUCGCUUCGAGGGCAGCGACGGGGUGGAGUCGGCCUUCGAGCUGAAGCUCGACGUGCCGGAGAAGGCCACCGCGGCAUGGCUGCUUCAUGCGGUGCGCGACAAGCUGGCUGCGGAGCGGCCAGAGGCUCCCCACGUCAUUGGCCUCAAGGUGCUGAAGACCCAGCAGCAGGCGGCCCAGGCCUUGAACGCCUCCGCGGUGGCGGCGGCGGCCUGCGGGGCGCUUUGCGCCGGUGAGGCGCUUACGGCGCGCCAGGCUGCGAAGGCGCAGGAGAGCGGAUGCCUGCCGUACAUGGCGGCCAUGCUGCAGGGAGAUGAGCUAAUCCUGGACUACUCUUUGCUGCUGGAGGAUGCGCUGGCGGAUGGGGAAAGCUUUGAGGCGGUAUUCGAGGUGCAGAGCGAAGGCAUCGCGCGGAGCUUGCAGGCGUCCUCUCCAGCCGGCCGGGCCUUCACUGAAGUGUCUCGCGGCCACACCAUCGAGGACUUUGAGAUCGUGCGUGUGGUCGGCGUUGGCGGCUCUGGCCGAGUGCUGCAGGCCAGACACAAGCCCAGCGGCCACUACCGGGCGGUGAAGGUCAUGAGCAAGGAGCGUCUCUUCCAGCAGGAGCAGAGGCUGCAGCGGGUCAUCACGGAGAAGCGCAUCCUCGCGCGGCUCCAGCAUCCCUUCGUGGUGUCCUUGCACUGGGCGUUCCAGACUACCACCCACCUUUUCCUCGUCUUGGACUUUUGUGGCGGCGGAGAGCUCUUUUUCCACAUGCUGCAGAGAGGUCGCUUUGAGGAGGCCGACGGCAAGUUCUACUUCUGCGAGAUCCUGCUCGGCCUGGAGUACCUUCACUCACAGCAGGUGCUCUACCGCGACCUGAAGCCGGAGAACUGCUUACUGGACAACGAAGGGCACAUUCGCCUGACAGACUUCGGCUUGUCAAAGGACAAUCUGACGCACUCCGCCCUUUUUACCUCAUUCGUCGGGACUGCAGGGUAUUUGAGCCCUGAGAUGGUUGCAAGACAGGGGCAUGGCUUACCCUUGGACUACUACUGCCUGGGCUGUCUCUUGUACUGCCUGCUGACCGGAUCGCUGCCCCACUACGAGGGCGACUAUAAGGUCAUGAUCCAAAAGCGGGUCAAGGGCGAGCCUGUGCAGUUCCCGCCAUGGGUUUGUACGGACGCGCAGAACAUCCUCUCAGGCCUGCUCCAACCAGAUCCGAACGACCGGAUCGGUUCCGCGCGCGGCGCCAUCGAGGAGAACUUGCGGAUGAGAUGGCGGGCCUACUAUGUCAGCUAUAGGGCGCUGAAGGGCUGCAUCGAGGAGAUGGAGGCGGACCCCUCCUCCUCGAACGCGCACUUCAUCACGAUGCUGAAGCAGAACAUGUUGAAGGCUUUGACCUUCUACGAGAAGACCGAGGAGAAGCUGCUGUCUCAGAUCGAGCAGAUGAAGAGUGAAGAGAGGUCGGAGACCCGCAAAGACCUGGAGCACGAGGUCAGGAACCUGCGCGCCUAUGCCUACUACAACCGCGAGGCCAUCCGGAAGAUCGCGAAGAAGUACGACAAGCGCUGCGGCAAGUCCAAGACCAUGCAGGCGGACAUCAUGGAGACUCUGAACCACUCACUGCUCUCCCAAGGGGAUCACCGCUGCGCUGAGCUUCUGCGAAUUCUGGAGGAGAGCAAGAAGGUGAGCUGCCACUGCAGCCAGCCUUGGGUGAAACGCCCGGGGGGCCGCUCGGCCGAAGGCGGACGGAGCGGAAGCAUUCCCGACUGCUGCAGCCGAUCCUGGACCGGCACCAGCGGGAAGGGGACGAGAGCCCCAGCGACGUGGUGCGGAAGCCCUCCGCCGCCCCGAAGCUCAGCCCGGUGCUGCUGCUGA